Messenger RNA from Colletotrichum acutatum, 1131 nucleotides. RefSeq names its product family 16 glycosyl hydrolase. The coding region runs from base 1 to 1131 and encodes 376 amino acids. The transcript is spliced from 2 exons. The record is from RefSeq and is a predicted model, not a curated record. NCBI's taxonomy places the organism in Eukaryota, Fungi, Ascomycota, Sordariomycetes, Glomerellales, Glomerellaceae. Gene Ontology annotation, molecular function: hydrolase activity, hydrolyzing O-glycosyl compounds; glycosyltransferase activity. Gene Ontology annotation, biological process: fungal-type cell wall organization; carbohydrate metabolic process. Gene Ontology annotation, cellular component: fungal-type cell wall.
AUGGCGUUGUCUUUCGUUCGUCAAGCGUCGCUCGUUGCGCUUCUCGCUUCUACAACUUUCGCUCAAACUUUUACCGAUUGCGACCCUACUAAGAAAACUUGCCCCGCCAACAAAGGUCUGUCAAAGAGCACCUAUGAGGUCGACUUCACCAAGGGCGCCGACAACGAUGCCUGGACUGUCACCGCCGGCAACAUCACCUACGGCACCGAUGGCGCCGAGUUCACCCUGAACAAGAAGGGCGAUGCCCCCACCAUCGAGACAUCGUGGUACUUCUUCUUCGGCCGCGCCGAGGUUCUCAUGAAGGCCGCCCCCGGAACCGGUAUCGUCAGCAGUGUAGUUAUCGAGUCCGAUGAUUUGGACGAGGUCGACUGGGAGUGGCUCGGCGGCAAGGAUGCCGAGGUUCAGACCAACUAUUUCGGCAAGGGCAACACCACCAGCUACGAUCGUGGCGCGUUCCACACCAUCGCCGCGACUCAGACCGAGUACCACAACUACACCAUCGACUGGACCAAGGAGGCCGUCACCUGGUACAUCAACAGCAACCUCGUCCGCACCCUCAACUACGCCGAUGCCCUUGGCGGCAAGAACUUCCCCCAGACCCCGGCCCGCCUGAGACUCGGCAUCUGGGCCGGUGGCGACCCGGACAACAACGCCGGCACCAUCACCUGGGCCGGUGGUGAGACUGAUUACACCAAGGCGCCCUUCACCAUGACCGUUCAAAAGGUCUCCAUCACCAACGCGAACCCCGGUGGCUCCUACACCUACGGCGACAUGACUGGUGACUACUCGAGCAUCAAGAUUGGCGCCGCCACCGACGACAGCACCAACGCCGGUCAGAACGACACCACUUCAGGUAACACAACCUCCGAACCCGCCUCCGGGAGCUCCGACGCGACAGCGACGCCUUCCUCUGGUUUCCCCGUGUCUUCGGGCGCCCCGCUGAGAAACUCCACCACGACAGGAACCACGAUCCGUCCGACGGUUGCUCCCUCGGCUACCCAGUCCGGCUCAUCCGCCAGCGCUACCGCCUCCACUGGCGCCAGCGCUGCCGCUGGAAAGCUGUUGACCGGCGCAACUGUUGGCACUGGUCUGUUUGGAUUUGCUCUCGUCGCGAUGGCUGGCCUGUUUUAG